UCUUUCUUUCUUUCAGGGAUAUUUCUCUCCCCUUUACAUUUCCUCUUCUUCCUCAAAACCUCUCUCUCUUUCUCUCUCUCUUUUUUUUUGCGAAACCCUAACCUUUUGCUUAGUUAUAUGACUCUGACAAAGACCAAAUCUAAGUUAGUUCCUUUGAAUUUAAUGGGUUUUCAGAGAGAUAUGUUGUGUGUAGUGGGAGUUUUGUUGGUGAUUAGUGUGACUCUCGGCUCAGCUGGAGACAUAGUUCACCAAGACGACGUUACUCCCUCUAAGAAAGGAUGUGACAACAACUUUGUUCUGGUAAAAGUCCCAACUUUGAUUAAUGGUAUAGAAGAGAGGGAAUAUGUCGGUGUUGGUGCUCGAUUUGGCCCGACCUUGGAAUCAAAGGAAAAGCGUGCUAAUCAUACUAAAGUUGUUCUGGCUGACCCUCCUGAUUGUUGUAGCACACUCAAGAAUAAUCUUUCAGGGGAGGUUGUUCUGGUGCACCGAGGAAAUUGCAGCUUCACAAAGAAGGCUAACAUUGCUGAAGCUGCUUCCGCUAUAGCCAUCCUCAUAAUAAACAACCGUACAGAACUUUUCAAGAUGGUUUGUGAACAUAAUGAAACCGACCUAGAUAUAAAAAUACCUACAGUAAUGCUCCCACAAGAUGCUGGUAUGAACUUGAAAAAUCAAUUGGAAAAGAACUCCACAGUGUCUGUGCAGCUAUACUCUCCUCUGCGUCCACUGGUUGACAUUGCAGAAGUGUUUUUGUGGCUUAUGGCUGUUGGCACCAUCUUAUGUGCUUCUUAUUGGUCUGCAUGGAGUGCCAGAGAAGCAGCUAUUGAGCAGGACAAGCUAUUAAAGGAUGGUUCAGAUGAAGUUUUAAAUUUGGAAGAUGUUGGCUCUAGUGGUUCUGUAGACAUCAGUACAACAGCAGCAAUUCUCUUUGUUGUGAUUGCUUCCUGUUUCCUGGUUAUGCUUUACAAACUUAUGUCAACAUGGUUUAUUGAGGUUCUAGUGGUUCUAUUUUGCAUUGGUGGGGUAGAGGGCCUGCAAACCUGCUUGGUGGCUUUGUUUUCAUGUUUCAGAUGGUUUGAACAUGCUGGACAGUCGUUUGUUAAGGUUCCCAUCUUUGGAGCUAUCUCAUAUCUGACCCUGGCAAUUUCCCCCUUCUGCAUAGCAUUUGCUGUUGUUUGGGCUGUCAAACGCCAGCUCACCUUUGCUUGGAUUGGUCAAGAUAUCCUUGGUAUUGCACUAAUAAUCACAGUUCUUCAAAUUGUUCAUGUUCCGAAUCUCAAGGUUGGAACAGUCCUUCUUGGUUGUGCCUUUUUGUAUGACAUCUUUUGGGUAUUUGUUUCUAAAUGGUGGUUCCAUGAGAGUGUGAUGAUAGUGGUAGCUCGUGGUGAUAAGAGUGGUGAGGAUGGUAUUCCAAUGCUACUAAAAAUCCCACGGAUGUUUGAUCCUUGGGGUGGUUACAGCGUUAUUGGAUUUGGUGACAUUAUCUUACCAGGAUUGCUGGUAGCAUUUUCACUAAGGUAUGAUUGGUUGUCAAAGAAGAGUCUUCGAACAGGCUACUUCGUCUGGGCAAUGACUGCAUAUGGUUUAGGUCUCCUUAUCACAUAUGUGGCUUUGAACUUGAUGGAUGGACAUGGCCAACCGGCUUUGCUUUACAUUGUUCCAUUCACCCUUGGAACAUUUUUGACAUUGGGAAAGAAGAGAGGUGAUCUUCACAUACUGUGGACAAGAGGAGAACCAGAGAGACAUUGCCCACAUAUACAACUCCAACCUUCCCAAUAAAAGGAUCCAUCAACCCACACCUGUAUCAUUUUUAGCUAUUAGUAAAACUAUGAACUCAGGGAACACUUUCACCUUUGUAAGUUGUAGGGCACCAUGUAACAUUUUUAGUAUGACUAUCACAUCUUCAAAAGAUUAACCGAUAACAGAUUAACAUUUUAAAACUGUAAUUCCAUAUAGAUUUCACCA
Messenger RNA from Quercus robur (English oak), 1962 nucleotides. RefSeq names its product signal peptide peptidase-like 4. Gene Ontology annotation, biological process: membrane protein proteolysis. NCBI's taxonomy places the organism in Eukaryota, Viridiplantae, Streptophyta, Magnoliopsida, Fagales, Fagaceae. The record is from RefSeq and is a predicted model, not a curated record. Gene Ontology annotation, cellular component: cytoplasmic side of endoplasmic reticulum membrane; Golgi-associated vesicle membrane; lumenal side of endoplasmic reticulum membrane. Bases 118 to 1776 code for a protein of 552 amino acids. The transcript has 14 exons. Gene Ontology annotation, molecular function: aspartic endopeptidase activity, intramembrane cleaving.